CAUACUCAGUACUCACUUGUUUCUUUGCUUUCUCCGAGGCCCGUGGUCGUCACUGCCCCGUCCAUUUUCGACGCCGGUGUCCGCCAAGACUUCACUUAGAGCAAAGCCACCAGCUCAUCACCAAGCUUAAACAAAGCAGACGAAGCAACAGCUUGGGUUUCACGACCGGCCGCUAGAGCCAUGGAGCAGCCGCACAAGGAGCACAGGGCUCGCCAAGCCGGUUCAUCGGCGAGGAAGAAGAAGGGGAAGUCGGAUAAAAAUAAGCAAGAGAAUAAGCAAAACCCUAAGGCAUUUGCUUUUACUUCAUCUGUGAAAGCGAAGAGAUUGCAGUCGCGGGCAGUUGAGAAAGAGCAACGGAGGCUUCACAUUCCAACUAUAGACCGUUCUUAUGGUGAACCACCCCCAUAUGUUGUGGUAGUCCAGGGACCGCCCCAGGUUGGAAAGUCUUUGGUUAUAAAAUCACUUAUAAAGCAUUAUACAAAGCAUAAUGUUCCUGAGGUCCGAGGACCGAUUACUAUUGUGUCAGGUAAGCAAAGGCGGCUACAAUUUGUGGAGUGCCCAAAUGAUAUCAACGGUAUGAUUGAUUGUGCAAAGGUUGCUGACUUGGCACUGCUUCUCAUAGAUGGAAGUUAUGGGUUUGAAAUGGAAACCUUUGAAUUUCUUAACUUAAUGCAAAAUCAUGGAAUGCCAAGGGUUAUGGGAGUUCUUACUCACCUUGAUACAUUCAAGGAUGUGAAGAAGUUGAGAAAAACAAAGCAGCGUCUCAAACAUCGUUUCUGGACAGAAAUAUAUGAUGGAGCAAAAUUGUUUUAUUUAUCUGGUCUCAUUCAUGGGAAGUACUCAAAACGUGAGAUUCACAAUCUCGCACGUUUUAUCUCUGUCAUGAAGUUUCCUCCUUUGUCAUGGAGAACUUCUCAUCCUUACGUUUUGGUUGACCGUUUUGAGGAUGUUACUCCUCCUGAAAGAGUGCAGAUGAAUAAUAAAUGUGACAGAAAUGUCACACUUUAUGGUUAUUUGCGCGGUUGUAAUUUGAAAAAGGGAAAUAAGGUGCAUAUUGCUGGUGUUGGGGAUUAUAGUAUAGCUGGUGUUACAAGCUUAGCUGAUCCGUGUCCUUUACCAUCUACUGCCAAAAAGAAGGGUCUCCGUGACAAGGAAAAACUUGUUUAUGCUCCCAUGUCUGGCCUUGGGGAUCUCCUGUAUGACAAGGAUGCUGUCUAUAUAAACAUAAAUGACCACCUUGUGCAGUUUUCUAAAGUUGAUGAUGAAAAUAAAAAAAUUAUCCGAAAAGGGAAGGAUCAAGAUGUGGGAGAGGUGCUGGUAAAGUCGCUUCAAAACACGAAAUAUUCAAUUGAUGAGAAGUUAGAGAAGAGCUUCAUUAACCUUUUCAGUCGGAAACCUAAUAUCUCAUCAGAAACUUUAAAUGAUGCAAAAGACACCAAUGAACAAUCUGGGGAAGGAAUUAAGGUUGAUGGGCUUGUUGAUGAACAUGUUGAUGAUGACCUGGAUGAUUCAGAGUCUUCUGACAAAGAUGGAGAUGUUAAUAAGGAUGAAAUUGCUGCAAGUAGAAGUAGUGGUUCUGAUGAAGAUAACUUGAAGGAACAUUUGGAAUUCAAUAAUGGAAGGCUACGGAGAAAAGCUAUCUUUGGAAACAACAUUGAUCAUAGUGAUUUGAAGGAUUCUGAUGAAGAUGAUGACAAUGAUGAUGAUGAAGAUAAAAAUGAUAAUGUAGAUAAUCAGUCAUCUUCUGGCUCAGAUUUUUCAGAUGGAGAGGAUGAUCAAAUAGAUGAUGGCAUGGGGAAUAUAUCGAAGUGGAAAGAGUCAUUGUUGGAGAGGACUGUCUCAAGACAAAAUAUAAAUCUCAUGCAGCUUGUAUACGGGAAAUCUGCAUCAACAUCAGCAACAUCUUCCAAUGGAGUACAAGACAGUAGUGAGGAUGAAGAAAGUGAUGAUGAUGAAUUCUUUCGGCCAAAGGGAGAAGGGAAUAAGAAGUUGAGAGAAGGACUUGAUAGUGACAAUUUCAAUACGGAAGACUGUUCCAAGUUUAGAAGUUAUGAAAACAUUAAAAAUUGGAAAGAGGUGGAAAUAUAUGAAAGCAUUCGAGAUCGUUUUGUCACAGGUGAUUGGUUGAAAGCUGCUCGCAGAAAUCAAGGGUCAGAGAAUAACUUCGAAGAUGAUGAGGACAACGACGUCUGUGGUGACUUUGAAGAUUUAGAAACUGGUGAGAAGCAUGAGAGCCAUCCUAUAGGUGAUUCUGGAAAUGGUACAAUCCAGAAUGAAGACGAAUCAGCAAUUGAGGAGCGGAGGUUGAAGAAGCUUGCGCUUCGUGCAAAAUUUGAUGCUCAGUAUAAUGGAUCUGAUUCAGCAGAGGAGGAAAUUGAUAAUAAACAAGGGGCCAAGUUUCAUCGUGGUCAACCUAAUGAAGUUGGACUUAUUGACAAGAUGAAGGAGGAGAUUGAACUUCGGAAACAAAUGAACAUAUCUGAGCUCAAUGAUCUUGAUGAGGUCACUCGGGUAGAGAUUGAGGGCUUUCGAACAGGGACAUAUGUAAGAUUGGAGAUACAUGAUGUCCCUUUCGAAAUGGUCGAAUACUUUGAUCCCUUCCAUCCAAUUUUGGUUGGAGGAAUUGGUCUUGGUGAGGAAAAUAUUGGAUACAUGCAGGCUAGGUUAAAGCGUCACAGAUGGCAUAGGAAAGUGCUAAAGACUAGAGAUCCCAUAGUAGUUUCUAUUGGUUGGAGACGUUUCCAAACUAUACCUGUUUAUGCCAUUGAGGACCAGAAUGGGAGGCAUCGCAUGCUGAAGUACACUCCAGAACACAUGCAUUGCCUGGCUAUGUUUUGGGGUCCUCUUGCCCCUCCUCACACUGGGGUGGUUGCUGUCCAGAACUUAUCGAACAGUCAGGCUGCAUUUAGAAUCACAGCCACGGCAGUUAACUUGAGUUCAAUCAUGAAGCAAAGAUAAAGAAGAAAAUUAAACUGUUUGGUUAUCCAUGCAAGAUAUUCAAGAAAACAGCACUUAUCAAGGAUAUUUUCACUUCAGAUCUUGAAGUAGCUCAAUGUGAGGUAAAGAGGUUCGGACAGUCAGUGGAAUCCG
Molecule: messenger RNA, 3090 nt
Organism: Pistacia vera
Lineage: Eukaryota; Viridiplantae; Streptophyta; Magnoliopsida; Sapindales; Anacardiaceae
Product: ribosome biogenesis protein bms1
Exons: 16
Coding region: 181-2958 (925 amino acids)
Biological process (GO): ribosome biogenesis; endonucleolytic cleavage of tricistronic rRNA transcript (SSU-rRNA, 5.8S rRNA, LSU-rRNA); maturation of SSU-rRNA from tricistronic rRNA transcript (SSU-rRNA, 5.8S rRNA, LSU-rRNA)
Cellular component (GO): nucleus; 90S preribosome
Molecular function (GO): U3 snoRNA binding; GTP binding; GTPase activity
Source: RefSeq, a predicted model, not a curated record